AUGGGAUGCUCCCUGAUCUUAGUUGAUUUACCUGGUUUUGGUCAGUCAAGUGGACGAGAUAGGAUUCAGUCGAGUUGGAAACAAAAUGGACCUGAAAUCUAUGUAGCCAUUCUGUCAAGUUUCAACAUUAGUAAACCAAUUAGUGUUCUGGCACAAUGUGGGGGCGCUGCUACAUCUAUUCGUACAAUAAACCGGUAUCCAAGUUGGUUCCAGGAUCGACACCAUUUAAUUAACAAUUCUGUUACUGGAGAUUUCGGCGAUACAUAUCCAGGGGAAUUCGAACAAAAACUACUUAAAUACAAUAUUCACUUAUUAGUGACGUGGAAAGCUGAUAUUGAUCACCCAACGUUUUGUAUUGCCUAUAAACGUUGGGAUAGGAAUCGUAGAUCGGGUUUUAAGAAUCUUCAGCUGGUUGAUCUUCCUCAAAUAGCAUAUGGAACUGAUUGGGUCAAAGUCAACAACAUCGCUCGUCUAACCUCUAAAAAUAAAGCUUAUUUUUACGUAAAUACACCUGAACGUGAACAACAGAUUAUUCAUGCUAUAUGUCCAAAUACUAAACAAUAA
Molecule: messenger RNA, 564 nt
Organism: Didymodactylos carnosus
Lineage: Eukaryota; Metazoa; Rotifera; Eurotatoria; Philodinida; Philodinidae
Source: the annotation of a GenBank genome assembly